AUCCUUCUACUAGCUUCCAGUGAACGUUACCUUUAACCUCCACCAUAUUCAUAUAAAUUCCCCUUCUUACUAUUCUCUUUCGAUCUCAUAAAAUUUCAAAUUAUCACCUUCAAUUCUCUUUCCUCUGCUCUUUUUUCCAUUGAUCAUACCUUUUUUUUCUUCAAAUCAAAAAAUGGCGUCUUCAGAAUCAUCAGAACCAACACCAGCAGAGAUGCGAUCAUUUUUAGAAAGACUAAUCAGUUCCCAAAACAGAGAUUUAUCCAUGUUCAUCCCUCUUCUUUUAGGGUUUACAACCAUGAACCCGACUUCAACCCAUUCAAAUUCGGACUCAAACUCGCCGAACCCAGAUCAUAAUUCAGAAAAUCAUUCAAACCAAGAUGAAGAAGAAACUCUCGGAGAUAGGAUUGUACUAAUAAAUCCACUGACACAAGGAAUGGUGGUAAUUGAAGGAGAAGGGUUAGAUUCCAUGUUUCGCAGUGUAGGUAUCAAAGAUGGACCUCCACCUGCUUCAAAAUCAGCGAUUGAGGCAUUGCCAAGUGUCGAAAUCAGAGAUGGGGAAGAAGGGGAAUGUGUGAUUUGUUUGGAAGAAAGUGAAAUUGGUGGGUUUGUGAAAGAAAUGCCAUGUAAACACAGAUUUCAUAGUGGGUGUAUUGAAAAAUGGUUGGGUUUGCAUGGAUCGUGUCCAGUUUGCAGGUUUAAGAUGCCGAUUGAAGAAGAAGAUAGUGGGAAGAAAAAUGAGGAGGAAAGAGAAGGAAGCAGAAGAAGAAUACAAAGGGAAAUUUGGGUUAGUUUUGCAUUUGGGCGUAGUAGGAGAACAGAGGAUAGAGAUAAUGGCGGUGAUUCUGGUAAUGAUCAAAAUCAAAGUAAUCAGAAUCAGAGGGAAAGUUCAGAGUAGUGCAAUUGGGGGGUAAUUGAAGAAAUUUUUUGACAUUUUUUGUGAAAAUUGAUUUUUUUUUUGUUAAUUAUAGUAGGGUUUAUGUUUAGACAUGAUUUAGGAACAUGUGAUUCAUUUAGAUUUCAAUUAUGGAAUUUUAUUUUGUAAAUAGAAAAUUUAAAAUAAAAUAUUAAAUUUGAGCUAAUUUUAUUUUUAUAAAUAAAAUUAUCAAUGAAUUGGCGGUUUUGAGUGAUACAUUUGUGCA
This is a messenger RNA of Amaranthus tricolor (Joseph's coat), 1139 nucleotides long. RefSeq names its product E3 ubiquitin-protein ligase MPSR1-like. Bases 173 to 895 code for a protein of 240 amino acids. Gene Ontology annotation, biological process: protein ubiquitination. NCBI's taxonomy places the organism in Eukaryota, Viridiplantae, Streptophyta, Magnoliopsida, Caryophyllales, Amaranthaceae. The transcript has a single exon. The record is from RefSeq and is a predicted model, not a curated record. Gene Ontology annotation, molecular function: ubiquitin protein ligase activity. Gene Ontology annotation, cellular component: cytoplasm.